Messenger RNA from Purpureocillium takamizusanense, 495 nucleotides. RefSeq lists its product as uncharacterized. The transcript has 3 exons. The record is from RefSeq and is a predicted model, not a curated record. Bases 1 to 495 code for a protein of 164 amino acids. Gene Ontology annotation, cellular component: ribonuclease H2 complex. NCBI's taxonomy places the organism in Eukaryota, Fungi, Ascomycota, Sordariomycetes, Hypocreales, Ophiocordycipitaceae. Gene Ontology annotation, biological process: RNA catabolic process.
AUGUCGCAGCCUAUUCUCGCCGUCGAGCGCGACGCCGCAUCCCGCACAAACAAAGCUACACCGAAUCUCCUGCCUUGUCGCAUCCACCAUAACGGCCCCGUCGACCCCGUAGCCUCAUAUUGGAAUCCAGAGCGUGUCGAUGGCACCACCGGUACAGCUUACUUCCGCGGGAGGAAACUGCAAGGAACGACAGUCCCCAUCCCCAACGAUUUUGAGGGCGUCGUUGUCGAGCGGAAGCAGCUAGAAGGCCCAGUCGCACCGUCAGAUCCGGCGGGUCACGGGCACGGCGUCGUUGGGGAUGCUGACGCCGAUGCCGCCGAGGAAGGGGUCAUGCGCGUUACUGCACAUUUCGAUGAGAUAGCCGUCUGGUCACACGACGUCGCCGCCGAUUCCGCGUUCGACCCCUACAUCAGGAGCAUUGAGGAAUGGCUCCACGUAUCAGAACAGAUUCAUUCCCAUUCCCAAACCGAGGUCGGGCAGCCCGCUGCCAAAUAA